GCCCCCGGCGGAGAGGAAGUGGCAGUGGCAGCAGCAGCAGUGGCAGUGGCAGCAGCAGCAGAAGGGACACGAGGCACCCACCACCCACCACCACCACCACCCAGACUGGGAGCCGAACCCCAGAGGCAAACGCAGACGUCUCUCCCUCCUUUUCGUCGGACCUUUCACCAUUACCCCACAAGCUUUAUCAUAUUAAAAAAAAGAACCCCGGGACCGGUGGGACGGGACUGCUCUAGGGGAAGAAGAGAGAGAGAAAAGCUCCUACCUCCAGGACCUGGCCACUGUAUUGCCAUGACGACUGUUUGAAAGAUAACAUGCCAGUCGUAAAAAAAAAGAGAGAAACUGGCUUCAGCCGGUCUGAACCGGUUUGCCCCUCCUCCCACGUUUAACGCUGCAACCCAGGCAGCCAGGCGGGCGCAAGAGCUAUCUGAGAUGGCGGAUGUGGAUGGAGAAGAAACAUUACAAACCCAGGAUGGACUAAAGAGGAAGCUGGAGGAGGAGGAUGGAGAGAUCACCACAGACAUUAAGCACCCUAAGCUAGACCUGCCUGUCGAAGGAGAAACUGACCCAGGUCAGGCCCAAGAAAAUGGCAUGGAUGAAGACCUUGCUGAUUCUGAGCCUGACGGUGAUCUACCAACUGAGUGUGAUGUGCAGCCGGAGACUGUUGCACAUCCCGAGGAUCCUUUAGAGCCUGUGAGUGUGCCACAGCAGGAGAAUAAUGUGCUGCUCUGCAAAGAAUCUUCGCCUGAGGAAGAAUUACAAGCCAAAGAUGUCGUUCUGCCCCAGAAUGCUUUGUCCCCCCAAAUUGCAUUGUCCCCCCAGAUUGCAUUGUCCCCCCAAAUUCCAUUGUCCCCCCAAAUUCCAUUGUCCCCCCAGAGUGCAUUGUCCCCCCAGAGUACAUUGCCACCCCAAAAUGAUUUGCAAGACGAAGAGGAAAAGAUGCAGACUAAUGCAUUGGAGACCCAGGAUGAGUGCCGGACCAAGGAUGCUGUGCAACUUGAGGAUGGUGUGCAAGUGACGGAGGAGAGCGUGAAAGAACAACUAGAGGAGAGUGAGGAAUUGGUGAAAGUAAAAGCAGAGCCAAUGGCGGAUGGUUAUGACCAGAAUACGGAAGAAAAGGACGCAAGCUCCCCUCGUCCUGCAGUGAAAAAGGACAAAGAAAACAUGUGUGAUGAGCCUGUGGACAUGAGCACCAACAAAAGUGAUGCAAAGAAGGAAAAGCGAGGACCAUCACCAGAUGUCAUUGUGCUCUCCGACAACGAGUCUUCUAGUCCCACAGCCAAUGGUUACUGCAAGGACGAGGAGAUUGGCAACGACUUCAUCAAAUCAAGCACACCAGAAGAACGGGAGAAGAUGAUCAAGCGGCUGAAGGAUGAACUCCGGCUGGAAGAGGCCAAAUUGGUGCUAUUGAAAAAGCUUCGGCAGAGCCAGAUGCAAAAGGAGAAUGUUACACAGAAGCCCGCUGCACCGCACGGCACAGGCUCUGCGUCGGCACCGCCACCUCUUGUACGGGGCAGUCAGCAGCAGCAGCAGCUUCCGGGCACCCGGCUCCCAGCUCAGCAGCAAAUGACGAUGCCAAGAAACCAGGGGUCAGUGGUUCCCCCUCCCCUGGUACGAGGUGGGCAGCAGGGCCCCCCCAAGUUUUCACACCAUCAGUCAUCGCAAGUCGUCAUGCCCCCACUUGUCCGAGGCCCGCAGAUGCAUGGUUCGAGACCUGGUACUGCUCCCCCGCCACUCAUGAUGGCUCCCAGAGUGACAACACCAUCCCAGAUGCAGGGCUCCAGGGGCCUCUCCUCCAGCGGGCUUGUCCGUGUCACUACUGUGACACCACCAACCUCCGGGGUUGUCAACUACACACAGAGCAUGGUACGUGGAUCGGGUGGAGCCAGCUCUUCUCCCACGCCGGCACGCAGCGAGUCGCCCGCCAGCCGCCAGGCGGCAGCGAAGCUGGCGCUGCGCAAACAGCUGGAGAAGACGCUGCUGGAAAUCCCACCGCCCAAGCCUCCCCCACCAGAGCUCAACUUCCUGCCCAGCGCUGCCAACAGCGAGUUUGUCUACCUGAUUGGGCUGGAGGAGGUGGUGCAGAGCCUGCUGGAGACGCAAGGCAAAGCGGCACCACAGCCCAUGGGCCGGGAGCCGUUCAAGUGCCUGCAAUGCCAAACGGACUUCACUGCGCGCUGGCGGCAUGAGAAAGGAGGCACUGUCAUCUGCGAACAGUGCCUGUCUUCUAAUCAGAAGAAGGCACUUAAGGCUGAGCACACAAACCGCCUCAAGAUGGCAUUCGUCAAGGCCCUCCAGCAAGAGCAGGAGAUUGAGCAGCAGAUCCAGCAGCAAACGGUCUCCACUCCAACACAAAAUGCCAAAUCUCACAUGCAGCAGCUCCCACUUAAACAGCAGCAGUCCACACGGCCAAGCCAAUCAAUGGUCCAGCGAGGCCACCAGCCUCAACACCGGGGGGUGCUGCACAGCUUCCCACAGCCACCUCAGAUGCAGGCAUCCAGCAAGCUGCUCGGGCUGCAAGGUAAGGCCCAAGUCAGGCCUCAAGCCAGGCCCCAAGGGGGCGCAGGCAGAGCUCGAAGGCACGCCGUCGCAUCCCACUCAGCCGGGGUGAACAUGGCGUACGUCACUCCGAACCUGUCGGGCCAACACAAGCCCUCAACGUCGACGGCUGCAUCACCGGCUGAGCGCCAGCGCGAAUACCUCCUCGACAUGCUACCCUCACGCUCCAUCUCUCACCCGACAGUGCACCGCCCUGUGAUGGGCUCACGCACGCCCUCCCAGCUGUCGCACGGCGCACGCGUGCCCAUGCAGCACGGCGCCGCGUCGCGCGCCACUGCGCACCCGCAGCAGCAUCAUGGCUCACGGGCCAUGGGCCACCACUCGCAGGCCACAGGGCGUGCCGUGCCAGGCACAGGAUCGUCACCGUCUGGACGGUCCAUGCAGCAGCCAUCGGCCAAUCGCGCCGUCAACCAGACCACGGCACACGGGCGCUCCCUUGCACAGGGCAAUGCAGCACGUUCCGUCACGCAGCCUGCCGGUUCCUGGAAGUAGACCAUUUUGUCUUUUUGUCUGCUGCUGCUUGUGGAACCAUUGCCACCUUCACAGCGCUGCAAACUCGGAACGAUCCAUCCCAGUGCACACGACCAUCCAUAGCUAACGAAAGAAUGGUCUGAAUGGCUUGUACAAGUGUACCUGUUGCCACAACAGUUUAUUCACAUCCUACGCCAUUGCUAUGUUUGCCUGGGAUCACCUUCGGUUGCGCCGUGUGAAUUGGAAGGUAUUUUGUAAAGUGGGAAAUUAAAUAAAGUUUGUGAAGCAUUUGGUAACAUAUUGACAUAUGCAUAAUUCCUUUCAGCCGUUUUCUGGCAGGAGCUCAUUUAAACAUGGAUAUUUUUGUUCAUUAUUUUGCUCGUAAAUCUCCCCAAGCUUUAAUUAGGUCAUAAAUGCAAACGAAAAUCGCAUUUGCCACUUCCACCGCAUAGUGCUGAAGAAUUGUGCAGCUUUGUAAUGUCUCCUUGCUGGCCCAAUGGAGAUUAUUGCACAGUGGUACUGCAUUUAAAAUCCUCUUCAUUCCUCCCAUUGCUCACACUUUGCUGAAACAGUUAACUUGGCAUACAGCUGGCUGUGGGGAAUUUGUGCAACUGUGCUGGAAUUGUGAAUUUUACUGUAAACCAGAACGGCACAUUUAUCCUGGCUCAAUAUAUUACAUUUAAGUGCACAUAUUUCUGUGAAGAUAAAUGUGGCCUUCCCAGUUGUAAUUUUUAUAUCGAGAAAGAGGCACACUUUUAUUCCCUUGUGUUUUAGAAAAUUAAUUUUGACAACUUUGAGUUGCUUGUUUAAGUGUAUCCUUUUGGCCAUUUGAGGACAAGUUGCUGUCGUGUGUGUAAAUAGUCUGGCGUCGAUUUAACAAGUUUGCAACUGGGAUUCGUUUUGAUGGUCAUGUCAAUUGACCUACAUUGAUGAACGUGCGACCAACAUAAAAUGCACCCAUCGUCACAAUGCAGACUUUAAAACAGCAGCAAUGCCCAAUAUCCCACAGCUCACCUGGCUUACUAUUUUCAUACACAUCACAAGGUGUUAAAUAGCGUUUGUAAUGAAAUAUAGCUUCUGUUGUAACUUAAAAAAAAAUUGCCACAGUUGCAAUUUAUUCGUAUUUGCGCACAAGCAUUAGCUGACCAAAUACAGUGAUUUCUGACUAGCCACAUCGCUUGCAUUCCCAUCAUAUUUAGCGAAGCCAAUAGUGUUUGAACAGUGGUAAGUCAAAGUAGCCUUUCCGUGGAAUUUCCAUGGGUUAUACUAACAGGGUGUGUAAGGUAUAAUAUCCACGAGGGGCUUAUUCGCCCCCCACCCCUUCCAAAGUAUGCAACUUUUAAAGGCGGAUUCAACAUCUUUAAGCUAACUACGCGAACUCCCCUUUAUAACGAUAUGUUUAUGCAGCAGAAGCAUCGAUCUUUGGUGCGAGUCUGCCCUCUACUGUUGAAUAGGUGGAAUAAGAAUUUGUGUGCGCGUUACGUGUAAAUGUUAUCCUUGACUUGCCAUGCCAGUCGCGCACGUUUGAGAUUUUUUGCUGACUUUGUAAAGGUAAACAAACAUUGUUCGCUGAACACUGCACUUGUUAGCAUUGUUUUUCUUUUUGUAAAAAAAAGAUUUGCAUCUGGCUAGGCUUUGGGUUGUUGUAGAUGUAUUUUUUUUUCCUUUUGGGAAAAGAGUAUAAACACAAUUAUACUUUGAAAAUAUGUAUACGUUGAUAUGCAUUUAUUAUACACACGUUGAAGCAUAGAGGCUUACUUCAGGUGAUCACUUUAAUAACAUGCAGGUUAAGUGUAACUCGCGAUUGCUACAGUGAUAAUAUAAUGCUUGUCGAGUAGCGAUUCUCUCCAACCCACGGGUGAAAAAGUCAACAUGAACAUUGUAAUCUCAAGGACUUAGUAAAAAGCCAUCUGAAGAGCAUACUCGCCGGUGUGCUGAUAUGUAUUGACCCUGAUUAAUGCUGGGUAGAAUGCGGACGAGUGCAGCCUUUGACGCGAUUUCUGCACGCGAACAACUGAACAUCCCCUCCCCCUACUCCAAAACCUAUUGCCGCCCGCUGCUCUGUAUAUACAGGUAUUUAUAAGACGGUUUGCAUACCCUUUGGUUCUUUCGGUAAAGUCACGUAUGAAGAUAAAAUAAUUAAAUACUAGCAUACGACGUUUCGAUUGCAACACAAGCAAUCCUCAUCAGGUAUAAAUGAAAUAGAAACACAAAUCUAGUAUACUUAGAAAUGUAAUGAAAUACAACAGAGAGUCGGAUAACAUAAAGUCAACAAAACACCCUUUGCAUACCAGCAAGGAUGUUGAGGUGUUUUGGCAAGUGCGCCGUUUUAGUGGACUUCAAGUGUGUUCUUGUGCGUGAGCGGGUUGAAUCUGCAUAUGCAGUGCUUGUGAAUCUUCGUGACUGGUUGACAUUAGACCUCUCCCUUGAGGUGCCCGACUACGUUUUGCCAACGCAUCGAAACCACACGCGGUGUUCCAGUGCACGUGUUCCUUUUAGGCCGAUUAGUGAACAUGUACUUUGGAACACGAGUUAACUGUAAGAGAUUUUUUUUUUUGAACAUUUGGCUGCGACGUGGGUCAAUUACUGGUCGUGUUGGCUACUGUAUGGUUGGUUAUCUUUUUUUUGUAAUCUGAGAAUGUGCACGGUAAUAUAUUCGUUCUUCCCCUUCUCAUAUAGCUUUAAGUUGUGUGCAUUGUUUAAUUUCUGUACUCUGUCAACCUGGCGAUCUUGUCACGUUUUCAUAUGGCGUGAAUGAGAGCAGGCCAUGCUAGCUUUAGCUUACUGUCGGGUACUAUUUUGUUGUAGCCAGUAGGACAAUUGUCGUUGCUGUUUUGUAAAUCGAAUGCACGAAAAUUAUCUGAAUGGGGUUCCGUUUCUCAGCUUUUUUUUCAAAUAUCUCUCUUCCCCAAUACCCUCAUCCCACCUCUUCUCCCCUCCAGCCUCUUUUUUUUCUCGAUUUUACUGAAACAGCGACAGGGUCUUGCAAGGAGAAAUGAGUGUAAAUGUGUUUUUUGUUGUACCUAUACAUAUGUAAUUUUCGUUAAGGUUUUUUUUUUUCAUGGACAACGCAGACAAACUUUGUUAUACUUGGUCUCCACGGUAAAUAAAACUUGAACGAUUUCCCGUUAAUGUUGAGAUAGCUGUCGCUAGAGAGAAAUAAAACAGACAAUUUUUUGGGUGUUUUGUGUGUAACGUAUGUAUAGCAGCGAUUGUUAUUUCUCAAUGCAGAGAAGAUUAUGCGAGCUUUGUCUUACUGAAGGAUGUAACUUUUGUACAAUAAAGGAGUAGGUUAAUAUGUUUGAACUUUGCACAAGUGUGAAAGUUCUAUUUUUUAUAAGGCCCUCCCUUAGCGUAUACAAGUGCAGGACGUAUAGCAUUGCUCAAAUCUGUUCCGUCAUCUUUUGCUCUGUAAUUGCAUUCCCUCAUGCACGGCUGUAAAAAAGGACGUGUUAUUAAAAGUGCGUUGUAAUAAACUUGUAAA
Lethenteron reissneri (Far Eastern brook lamprey) is the source of this 6514-nucleotide messenger RNA. RefSeq names its product transcriptional repressor p66 alpha-like. Gene Ontology annotation, molecular function: sequence-specific DNA binding. The record is from RefSeq and is a predicted model, not a curated record. Gene Ontology annotation, cellular component: NuRD complex. NCBI's taxonomy places the organism in Eukaryota, Metazoa, Chordata, Hyperoartia, Petromyzontiformes, Petromyzontidae. Gene Ontology annotation, biological process: negative regulation of transcription by RNA polymerase II.